Frieseomelitta varia is the source of this 1588-nucleotide messenger RNA. RefSeq names its product dynein axonemal assembly factor 11 (gene tilB). The coding region runs from base 218 to 1555 and encodes 445 amino acids. The record is from RefSeq and is a predicted model, not a curated record. Gene Ontology annotation, molecular function: protein binding. Gene Ontology annotation, cellular component: cytoplasm. The transcript has 4 exons. NCBI's taxonomy places the organism in Eukaryota, Metazoa, Arthropoda, Insecta, Hymenoptera, Apidae. Gene Ontology annotation, biological process: outer dynein arm assembly.
AAGUCCUGCGCGUGUAACGAACAAUGGUUCGGUGAAAUUGGAGAGACAGAGAGAGAGAGAGAGAGAGAAAGAGAGAAAACGGAGAAAAGGGCAGCGAGAGGUGAAAAGAGGGGAGGGAGAGAAACGACGGACAAUCGAGCGCGUGUUGAGUCGAUACGCGCCACCGCCGCUUAGCGACCGCGUGGAGUUCACCGUUCGUGGAUUCCGCGAGAGCGAAAUGUCAAGAAUCACGCUCGAUUUAUUGCGAAAGCGUUCGGAGCACAACGAGGGCGAGAUCUCGACGCUCGAGGAGAUCGCCUUGCACCAGGAGAACAUCGAGAAGAUCGAGCUGAUCGACCGGACGUGCAGGCAUUUGAGAAUUCUGUUGCUCCAGAACAAUCUUAUACCGAGGAUCGAGAAUCUGGGCAGAUUGAAGAGGUUGGAAUACUUGAAUUUAGCGUUGAACAACAUAGAGGCGAUUGAAAAUUUGGAAGGGCUCGAGAGCUUGAGAAAGCUGGACCUAACCGUAAACUUCAUCGGCGAUCUCCGAGGGAUUAAAGCGUUGAGAUGCAACGAACACCUAGAACAGUUAUUCUUGAUGGGGAAUCCGUGCGCGGAUUACGAAGGAUACAGGGAAUACACGGUCGCGACGCUCGUGCAACUGAAGGAGCUAGACGGCACGCCGAUUGAGAGAUCCGAACGUAUAAGAGCAUUGCAAAAUUACGCCGAGGCCGAGGGUGAGAUCAUACGAAGUUACGCGAGAUACAAGAAAACAAGGGAAACGGAACUAGUUGAUUAUCACGAACGAGCCACGAAAUCAAAUCGAAAAGAGGGAAACGAGCAAGUGGAAAGAGAAGUAGAAGGGGAAGAGAAAGAAGAGGAGGAAGAGGAAGACGACGAACAGUUUUGGAAUCGAACUAGUCGUCACACGCCGGAGGAACGCGUCGCCAUUGCAGAACGGUACAUGCGAAAGGAGGAACGACGAAACCGGGAGAGAAAUCGAAGAACAGAACCGCGAGUCACUUAUAAAUUGAAGCUGUUCGACGCAGACGGCAAACCGUACAACAUGAAUCAGCCGAAGGUACCGUUCAAAUUGGACGAGGAGCAGCACGACAUCGUCUUGGAAGUAACCCUGUUUAAAUAUUUGGACACUUGCUACGUCGACGUGGACGUGAAUCCAGAUUACGUGCGUGUUACGAUCAAGGGGAAGAUAUUGCAGCUGACGUUGCCCUGCGAGGUAUCGGUGAACGAGAGCACGGCACGAAGAAACACGACGAAUGGCAAAUUAGUGGUGACGAUGCCGCGCUUAAACCCGUUGCGCACGAUUCUGCCGAACUACAGAGAAACGGUCAAAAAGGGAACAAUCGACCGACGCAAGACGACGAUCGAACGACGAUCGACGACGAGCGUGCGCGAAUACUUGGAGAUCGGGCCAGUGGCGAACGACUUGGACUUCUCGAGGAUCGUCGCUCGAUCGACCGUCGACGAUCAAAUUGAAAAUGGUCGGAAGAGGGAAGACGAGAAGAUCGUCUGCAGCAGCAGCGGCGACGAUUCGGAGGUACCGCCGCUUGAAUGAAAGCCGCAAGGUGUAAGAACGUUCUCUCACCUU